Anthostomella pinea is the source of this 1716-nucleotide messenger RNA. Lineage: Eukaryota; Fungi; Ascomycota; Sordariomycetes; Xylariales; Xylariaceae. The record is from the annotation of a GenBank genome assembly.
AUGGCGACUACGACGAUAACUGCCACCGUCCGGAAGAAGGACGCCAAUCUUCCACCCGAGAACGAACGGUUCCUACGAUGCUGCGCCGACAUUGCGAGUGCUCUGAUCGAGGACCACGAAGCUGCCAAAGACCCCAAGAAACCCAGCCGGGAUAUCAAUCUGAACACCCUGCGCUCCAAGCUGUCCAGGAAGCACAAGCUCGCCAACAUCCCGCCGCUUACGGCCAUCAUUGCUGCUGUCCCCGAACAUUACAAGAAAUACAUAAUGCCGAAGCUGGUCGCAAAGCCUAUCCGGACUUCUUCUGGAAUCGCCGUCGUUGCCGUCAUGUGCAAACCCCAUCGAUGCCCUCACAUUGCCUACACCGGCAACAUCUGCGUUUACUGUCCUGGCGGUCCCGAUUCCGACUUUGAAUACAGCACGCAGUCCUACACGGGGUACGAGCCGACAUCCAUGCGCGCCAUUCGUGCCCGAUACGACCCGUUCGAGCAGGCUCGGGGUCGCGUGGACCAGCUGAAGUCUCUUGGUCACUCUGUCGAUAAAGUCGAGUAUAUCAUCAUGGGAGGGACCUUCAUGUCUCUGCCCGUGCCCUAUCGGGAGGAUUUCAUCUCCCAGCUACACAAUGCCUUGAGCGGCUACCAGACCACCAACGUGGACGAGGCCGUCGAAGCCGGGGAAAUGAGCAAUGUCAAGUGCGUGGGCAUCACCAUCGAGACGAGACCCGACUACUGUCUGCAACCGCAUCUCACUGAUAUGCUCCGCUAUGGAUGUACGCGGUUGGAGGUUGGAGUACAGUCUCUGUAUGAAGAUGUCGCCCGGGAUACGAACCGAGGACACACUGUCGCAUCCGUUGCUGAGACAUUCUGCCUCGCCAAGGAUGCUGGAUUCAAGGUCGUGUCCCACAUGAUGCCCGACUUGCCCAACGUGGGAAUGGAGCGAGACCUCGAUCAGUUCAGAGAGUAUUUCGAAAGCCCGGCGUUCCGGACUGACGGACUCAAGAUCUAUCCCACUUUGGUCAUCCGUGGCACCGGCCUCUACGAGUUGUGGCGAACAGGCCGUUAUCAGAACUACACGCCCAAUGCCUUGAUUGACAUUGUUGCCCGGAUACUCGCCCUGGUACCUCCCUGGACCCGAAUUUACCGUGUCCAGAGAGAUAUUCCCAUGCCCCUGGUCACUUCGGGUGUCGAGAAUGGUAACCUCCGGGAGCUGGCUCUUGCGCGCAUGAAGGAUUUUGGCACCAGUUGCCGUGAUGUCAGAACGCGCGAAGUCGGUAUCAACGAGGUCAAGCACAAGAUACGACCAAAUCAAAUAGAGCUAGUCCGUCGUGAUUACACUGCCAACGGCGGUUGGGAGACGUUCCUGGCCUACGAAGAUCCCAAGCAGGACAUUCUGGUCGCCCUUCUCCGGCUGAGAAAGUGUACCGAGAAGUAUACUUAUCGUGAGGAACUUACCGGGCAGCAGACGAGUCUGGUCCGAGAACUCCAUGUGUACGGAACAGCCGUGCCCGUCCACGCGAGAGAUCCCAAGAAAUUCCAGCAUCAAGGUUUCGGGACACUCUUGAUGGAGGAGGCCGAACGUAUUGCUCGAGAGGAGCAUGGAAGCGACAAGAUCAGUGUUAUCAGUGGUGUCGGUGUCAGAAGCUACUACAAGAAGCUCGGCUACUGGUUGGAUGGCCCAUAUAUGAGCAAGUGGCUUGAUGGGCGCAAGCACGAGUCAUGA